Messenger RNA from Lethenteron reissneri (Far Eastern brook lamprey), 1065 nucleotides. RefSeq names its product exosome component 7 (gene EXOSC7). Gene Ontology annotation, cellular component: cytoplasmic exosome (RNase complex); nuclear exosome (RNase complex). The record is from RefSeq and is a predicted model, not a curated record. NCBI's taxonomy places the organism in Eukaryota, Metazoa, Chordata, Hyperoartia, Petromyzontiformes, Petromyzontidae. Gene Ontology annotation, biological process: nuclear-transcribed mRNA catabolic process, deadenylation-dependent decay; nuclear polyadenylation-dependent rRNA catabolic process; nuclear mRNA surveillance. Gene Ontology annotation, molecular function: mRNA 3'-UTR AU-rich region binding.
ACGUAGAGGAGGAGGUGGACGUAGAGGAGGAGGUGGACGUAGAGGAGGAGGUGGACGUAGAGGAGGAGGUGGACGUAGAGGAGGAGGUGGACGUAGAGGAGGAGGCGACAUGGCGGCCCUGCUGCUGCUGAGCGAGGCGGAGAAGGCCUUCAUCGUGCACGGCGUGCAGGACGGAGUCCGCGGGGACGGGAGAGGAUGCGAGGACUUCCGGGUGGUGGAGCUGGAGACCGAGGUGGUGUCCAACACGAGCGGCUCCGCGCGCCUCCGCCUGGGUCAGACGGACGUAUUGGUGGGAGUGAAGGCCGAGCUGGGCUCGCCGCGUCCGGACUGCCCUGACGAGGGAUACCUGGAGUUCUUCGUCGACUGCUCCGCCAACGCCACCCCAGAGUUUGAGGGCCGGGGCGGCGAGGAGCUGAGCCUGGAGAUCUCGAGCGCGCUGCAGCGCUCCUUCGCGCACGCCGGCUGUCUCGACCUGCGCUCGCUCUGCAUCCUCCCGCGCCAGCAGUGUUGGGUGCUCUACGUGGACGUGCUGCUGCUGGAGUACGGGGGAAACGUGUUCGACGCCGCCUCCAUCGCCGUCAAGGCCGCGCUCUUCAACACCAGGAUCCCGACGGUGCACGUGAGCGAGGACGAAGAGGGCGUGCGGGAAAUCGAGCUGUCCGACGACCCCUACGACUGCGUGCGCCUGGAGGUGGCGCGCGUGCCGUGCAUUGUCACGCUCAGCAAGAUCGGGGAGCGGCACGUGGUGGACGCGUCGCUGGAGGAGAGCUGCUGCUGCCGCGCCAGCCUCUUGGUGUCCGUGACGGCGGCGGGCGCAAUCACCGGCCUACGCAAGGCCGGGCCCGGCAGCCUGCACCCCGACAGCGUGUGUCACAUGAUCGAGACCGGCAAGCGAGUGGGCGUGUCGCUGCACAAGGCCCUGGACGCCGUCCUGCAGCACGAGGAGUCGCAGGGCACCAAGAGGGAGAAAGUCGGCUUCCUCGGAUGACACGGAGCCGCGCGGAGCUCUCCCACACACACCUGUUUGAAUAUUUUUUUGCCACGCAAUAAACGUCUCGUUUUGUA